Molecule: messenger RNA, 3214 nt
Organism: Drosophila serrata
Lineage: Eukaryota; Metazoa; Arthropoda; Insecta; Diptera; Drosophilidae
Gene: ken
Product: zinc finger and BTB domain-containing ken and barbie protein
Biological process (GO): regulation of transcription by RNA polymerase II
Cellular component (GO): nucleus
Molecular function (GO): DNA-binding transcription factor activity; RNA polymerase II cis-regulatory region sequence-specific DNA binding; protein binding
Source: RefSeq, a predicted model, not a curated record
CCCAAAUCGAAAUCGGCGGAAAUUUUUGCUUGCCAAGACGUGCGCGCGCGCAAAGCAAACUGAAAGUGGAAGCAGAAAAAGCGAAGCAAACGAGAGGCAAGAUCGGAUCUCCCGCUCUCGCAGCCGCGCUCGCGCCAGAAAAAGUUUUACCAAUCAAGUUUUUUAUUUCGCAAUAAAACAAAAACAAAAAACAAAACUUCAACCUAGUUAAAGUUAAUGUUGCUGUGUAGUGAACUUUUGUGAGUGUGUGCUCGCGUGCAUGGGUAUUGGUAGUGUCUCUGUGUUGGUUGUUGGUUUCUUUCGUUGCGUCGCAGCAGCAGCAGCAGCAAAAGAGGAGGAAGCGCAGCAGAAGCAAAAGUAACAGUGCAAUCGCAGGAAAAACCAAAAGUAAAAAAAAGAGAAAUUCAGUUUCCGCUUAAUUAUUGGCCUUGCGAAAGUGAUUAAAAAACAAGGAAUAUUUACACUUCCUUAAACUGAAUUACAUACCCGAAACGAAACAAAAAGUGUGCAAAAAAUGAUCAAUAAAAGGUGUGGGUGAGAGCGCAACGCCUGGAACUAACACAGAACCAUUCAAAGAACGCGGAAAAUUCGGUCAGUGUGCGGAAAGUAGAUUGAAAACUGGAUUCUUAACUUCGUCUUGGGAUUAACCAACUGCUGAAAACAAACUUAAUGAAAGAGUUUCAAAGAAUGUUGAUGUUGCAAUACAGCAAGCAUGGCGAGUGCAUACUCAAGGAAAUCGGAGCAGCCUUCAGAGGGGAGCACCCGGCGGACCUGACCAUAGUCUGCGAGAACAAAGUAAAGCUCCAUGCCCAUAAAUUGGUCCUAGCGGCCGCCAGUCCGCUGAUAAGGAACCUGCUACAGGACACGCACCUGAGCGACUGCUCCACCACCGUAUACUUUCCGGACGUGAAUGCCACCUACUUUAAAUUCCUGCUGGAUUUCCUGUACUCCGGCCAAACGUGCAUCACCUCGCGCGAUGUAAACUACCUGCACGAUCUGCUGCUGCUGCUGCAGAUCAAGUCGGACAGUUGGAAGACCACCGAUUCCGCGUAUCUGAGCAGCAAAUGUGGCGGCAGUUUGCGGGAGCGAUCGGACAGGCGGAAGCAGCAGUUUGUCCCCACGCAAAAUCUGGAGGCACAGGAUCAGACGCUUAAGUACGAGGUGGACAGCGUGGAUGAGUCGCGCAAUGCCGCGGACUUUUCGGCGGCCUUCCAUUCCGGCGACAAUUGCGAGAGUGCACCAGAGUGCGAGCGAAGUGGUGGCUGUGGCGACGGCGGUGGCGGUGGCGGCGGGGGCAGUAGCAUUCUUCACAAAGAGGAGGAGGACGAGGACGACGACUACACCACCCACAAGGAUAACAAGAGCGACAAAGACAUGGAUGAAAUCGUAAAUCUCUCGAAUGCCCCACCCAGCGGUACUAGCGGCAGCAACAGCAACAUCAGCAGCAGCAGUAACCACCACCCACAUCAUCACCAUCAUCACCACCACAACCACAACCACAACAAUAACAAUAUCAAUAAUAACAACAACAACAGUUCAUCAGCUAUAAAUCCCGUCAACCUUUCCCUCGACCUGCGGACGAAGAGCGAGAAUUCGACCAGCCGAACCCUCGGAUCCGGAUCAGAGCACAGCGGCAUCGACCUGGCGGUGAGCGCGAGUGAAAGCACAAAGCGCAAGGGCCUAUUCUUUGACUCGCACAAGGAUGUGAUGAAGCCGCUGUCGGAUGGCUCCGAUAUUAACAGUUCGCCGGAGAACUAUGUGGUCACGCCGCACAGAAAGCGUCGACCCGGAUUCCACAAUACACAGAGCGACAACCAGCCAUUCACAUCGUAUCAGCACAACUUGCUGGAGGAACUCCGCCUGGUCAAGUCGACGUCAUCGCCCCAUUCCGGCUUCGGAUCGGAAAAGAAUAUGCUGUCGCACUUGGAGGAUGGAGCGCUCAACGGUGACACUCUAACGCCGGAUCGAAAGCAAUUGCUGGAGGCGCAACGCAAUCGUGCCCAGAGUCCCGAGAUACCGAUGCAUUUGGGUCCCCAAUUCGUAUACCAGUGGCAGUCAAAUCAGAGUGCCGCCAUGUCCGCAAUGCCCAAUCUGCAGUCGCGACUCUCUAGUCUGUCGCACAUCAGCCUGAAUCUGGACCAUCCGGAGGGGCGCAGCGGAUCAGCUUCGGGCUCGGGAUCAAACCUGGCCGGCAGCAAUACGCACGCGUCCUCGGUGCGCGAGUAUCGUUGCGAGUAUUGCGGUAAGCAGUUCGGCAUGUCCUGGAACCUCAAGACCCAUCUGCGUGUCCACACCGGCGAGAAGCCGUUCGCCUGCCGUCUCUGCGUGGCCAUGUUCAAACAGAAGGCCCACCUGCUGAAGCAUCUGUGCUCGGUGCACCGGAAUGUUAUCACCACCACCAACGGGGCGGACACGGAGAAUCGCUACAGCUGCUGCUUCUGCUCCAUGUGCUUCGAGUCGGUCCAGGAGCUGGUGCGUCACCUGUCUGGCCACCACAACAACCUGCUGCUGACGAAGAAUCUUCGCGAGUAAAGCGGCUAAGCAACCACCAACCGAUGAUCUGCCCGAGAUCUGUCCGAUCCGCCGGACGGACUACUGCAAAGAGACCUGAAUUUUUAAAUAUAUACAAUGUACGAUUGUACGGUAACGAGUAACAGAUUUAAUUGUUUAAUGUAUAAAUAUGUAAAAUGUACAUUUAAAUCGUAAGUUUACGCAAACACACAUUCACGCGCCUCUGCUCGAUCAUACGCACGUAUCUUUCACCGCAGCCAGCGUCCUGGAGAGCUCCCACAUCCGCACCUGCAUCGGAGGGAGGCCAAUAGAGUUGCUGUGUCUCAUUUAAGUUUUAUUUUGGACAUUCAAUCGAACCCAAGAUCCACUAGAUGCACCCCCUACCACUACGAACCCUUCCCCAUUUAACCGGCUGGUCCAUUCGCAGUGGAGAGCACUUAAGUUGUAAGGUUAUUUUUAUAUGCAAGGUAUUGUAAUUUCUAUUGUAUUUCCAAACAACCAACAACAAUCCGUCGUCUUGCAUGAACUCUUCAUUCAUUGCCGCCUACGCCUAAAAUAUUUGAUUAAUUUUGUACACUAAUUCUUUCACGUUAAGAUUUUCCACAAGAUAUUCCCUCCUCUUUUAGGAUCAAGAAAAACAUCAAAGUGUGUCAACUUGUACAGUAUAAUUUCGCAAAGCUCGUAAUAAAAUCAGAAAAGCAUU